AUGCUGAAUGCACUCACAAAAAAGUCCAAGAGCAAGUCCAAGGCCCUCGCGGAGGUUGCUGAGGCUGCUGGCACGAAGGAUGCCGACUCCACCGUGAAGACACUCAACACCGACCUCAGCACGGACAAGGCUCCUCCUCCGCCCUCCUCCUCACCU
Molecule: messenger RNA, 156 nt
Organism: Dibothriocephalus latus
Lineage: Eukaryota; Metazoa; Platyhelminthes; Cestoda; Diphyllobothriidea; Diphyllobothriidae
Source: the annotation of a GenBank genome assembly